CAGAGAGAUUCUAGAAUGAGAGGGGACAUAUGGCGGCCAUCUUGGUGACGCCUCCGGGGUGCUAUUUCGCGAUUAAGUAGACCAGAUCUGAGAGUCAAUGGGAAAAAUGAAUGGGGAAACUGAGUAUAGGACGGAGGGGAACCCAGCGGUUGUGAAAACCAUAUGGUUGAAACGACCGUGAAAAACUGAUCAACCUAGACUACUUGGUUGUGUCAUACGAGUCAAAAUAAAGCUUUUUGAGCCACUUUUCUCACGGUUUUUUUUGACAGAGCGCAGGCGCAGUAGUUCCAUAACGGCACGAGAGCAACGGCUUUUCACAACUGAGCAUGUGCAUAAUUUCGCGUGCGCCGAUGCAGCCAGAUGAUUGGAUCACUGUCAACGCAGCUCAGCAGGCACAUUGGCUCUUGUUACCAGAAAGGCGGGUAGACGCCAUAUUUGCGUUACGAAUCUUCACCGUUAAUUUCUAUGUACCUGUUCUAUCUCCCCUUACUAGAAUAUAUCUCAGGCUUUACGUCGGGGACGUGGAGGACCAGUCUGUUUAGAGAUGGCGUCCCUUCUGCAACCAGAAAGGGUGCUCUACCUAGUUCGUGGAGAGAAAAAGAUCCGAUCCCCAUUAUCUCAACUGUACUUUUGUCGUUAUUGCAGCGAACUGCGUUCAUUGGAAUGUGUGUCACACGAAGUGGAUUCACACUACUGCCCCAGUUGCCUGGAAAACAUGCCUUCAGCAGAGGCAAAGUUAAAAAAGAACAGGUGUGCCAACUGCUUUGACUGCCCAUGUUGCAUGCAUACUCUGUCCACUCGAGCCACUAACAUACCCGCACCCCUUCCCGACGACCCCACCAAGACCACCAUGAAGAAGGCCUACUAUCUGGCCUGUGGGUUCUGUCGCUGGACCUCAAGGGACGUGGGCAUGGCAGACAAGUCUGUCGCCAGUGGAGGAUGGCAAGAACCAGAGAACCCGCAUACACAAAGGAUCAGCAACUUGAUUGAUUUCUAUGGAGAGCUGGAGGAUAUGAUGCAGACCAGAAAGCUGAUUGAGUACGGUCAGAGGCUGCGUGAUAAGACAGAGAUCAACAAGCUGAUAGAGUAUUAUCAGCAGUUGGCCCAGAGGGAGAAGCUGGAGCGGGACAGGAAGAAGCUGGCCAGGAGACGGCCCUACAUGCCACAGGCCUUCUCGCAACACACAAUUCACGUGGUGGAGAAAUAUGGCUUGGGAACCAGACUUCAGAGGCACAGACAAGGAGCUCCCAUCACCAGCCUCUAUGGCCUAUCCCUGAAGGAAGGAGAGGACCAGAAGGAGAUCACCAUCGAGCCAGCUCAGGCUCUGGACGAGGUGGAGCCCUUGCCUGAGGACUACUACACCCGGCCCGUCAGCCUGCCCGAAGUGACCACCCUAAGGCAGAGGCUUCUACAGCCAGACUUCCAGCCGGCAGGAGCAUCUCAGCUCCACCCCAAACACAAACACCUGCUCAUCAAACGCUCUCUACGCUGCAGGAAAUGUGAGCACAACUUGAGCAAGCCUGAGUUCAAUCCCACCUCAAUAAAGUUCAAGAUUCAGUUGGUGGCUGUGAGUUAUAUCCCUGAAGUCAGAAUAAUGUCCAUCCCAAACCUCCGACAUAUGAAGGAGAGUCAGGUGUUGUUGACUCUGACCAACCCAGUGGAGCACGUCACCCAUGUGACCCUCAUGGCCUGCGAGGAGGGAGACCCCGACGAUGUCAACAGCACUGCCAAGGUAAUGGUCCCGACCAAAGAGCUGGUUCUGGCAGGGAAGGAUGCAGCUGCAGAGUAUGACGAGCUGGCCGAACCACAAGACUUCCAGGAUGACCCAGAUGUGGUGGCGUUCCGCAAGUCCAACAAGAUGGGCUUCUUCAUCAAGGUGGUGCCUCAGCGCGAGGAGGGCGAGGUGACGGUGGCCUUCCGCAUGCGUCACGACUUCCGCAACCUGGCGGCGCCCAUACGGCCCACCGAGGAGGGGGGCGACGCCACCGCCGAAGCCAUCUGGCUCACGCACCACGUGGAGCUCAGCCUGGGCCCGCUCGCACCCUAGAUGACACCCGAAACGAACGGCCCACACUCACGGAGACACUGACACACACACACACACACACACACACACACACACACACACACACACACAUGGAGACACACACACACGGAGACACUGACAAACACACACACACACACACACACACACACACACACACACACACACACACACACACACACACACACACACACACACACACACACACACACACGUGCAGUAGGUAUACACACCCAAUCACACUUACUGUAAAUGCACUAUUACACAUGCACACGUGCGCGCGCGCUCACACACACACACACACACACACACACACACACACACACACACACACACACACACACACACACACACACACACACACACACACACACACACACACACACACACAGACUACGGAACUUGAUUUUGGAUCAGAGGGGAUUUCCUGUCCUCAAAAUCAUAUCUCAAAGAAUAGAUCAUAUAUAGCCCACACACACUCACAUACAGACUUACCUACACGCAAAAACCCCUGAUGACGUACAGCCUUAGGCUUGAUGCUACCUUAGACCUGUUGAACACACACACACACACACACACACACACACACACACACACACACACACACACACACACACACACACACACACACACACACACCUGUAAUUGUUGGAGCACUUCCAGAUACACAGUUAAGUCCCACACACUACUUAACCCUUGGAGAGACCUUGUCGUCUCCUUUUGCUAGGUAGCUUGCUAGGUCGCUAGUCAUCCAUAGCACAUGUACAUCAGCCGCUAGUAAAUAACCGCAUGCAGCCGCUGUGUUCUGUAACCGGUCGUGUCCCACACUACACCGCACCACCCCCCCUUGCUGUGACGAGCGCCAUCUUGUCACAAGGGUGUAAAAACGUGUAAUGUCACUGUGCUGCUUCUUUGUACAGUUUAUUUCUUAGCCGCCAUUAUGGUGGUUUGAGGAGAACGAGGAGGAGGAGGCUAGGCUAACAAAAGCUUUGUCAGUGUUGUUUUUUUUUGUGGCGGAACUAAGGAAGCUCUGGUUGGAUCAAUGGAUUUACGAUGAAAUGACAUUGGUUAACAUUUUUUGGUUGUUUCUUUUUUGUGUUGUUGUUUUGAAGCACAAGCCUUACAGUAUGGUUAUUAGGAUACAUAAACAGCUAAUGAAGUAGUCUUAUUUAAACCAUUUACAUAUUUACUUUAUUUUUCUCUCUCAUUUGUGUUUUUUGGGGAGGGGCGGGUUGUUGAAAUGUCUAGUAUUUUUUAUUUUUUUGAGAGGUUGACAUCUUUGUCAAAGACGAAGCUCUGUAUUGAGGAGAGAGCAUCAGUGAACAUUGGGCUUAUAUUGUUUAUUUGGUCUGUGGUGCUCGGUAUAAUUUCAUUUCUCUGCGAGCCACAGGUUUGUGAAUUUGAAAGCUUUUAUUUUGCUCACUCAAUGACCUUUUUUUUUCUUGUCACUGCUCUCAGAAAGCAUUCCCUUUCUUUUCCUGCUGUCCAAGCUGUUGUGAUUGCUUAUGAUUUAGAGGCAACUGUUGUCAUUAACCCGGUAGCAUAUUCUGCCAUAUUUGUGCCCCAUCUGGCGGCAUUACUUGCGAAAAUAUUUCUUGGCCCUUCCUUGCUUCAGAUCAAUAAAACCUUCCAUGCAGCCAUC
Engraulis encrasicolus (European anchovy) is the source of this 3686-nucleotide messenger RNA. RefSeq names its product dynactin 4 (gene dctn4). Bases 545 to 2047 code for a protein of 500 amino acids. Gene Ontology annotation, cellular component: dynactin complex. The transcript is spliced from 16 exons. The record is from RefSeq and is a predicted model, not a curated record. Lineage: Eukaryota; Metazoa; Chordata; Actinopteri; Clupeiformes; Engraulidae.